UCGAGGUUGUUGAUCGAAAGCAUAGUUUAAUCUGCCGAUUAGCCUAAAUGUCUCUAUUAAGUAGGUUCUUUUACAAGAGACCACCAGAUGGGUUGCUUGAAUUUGCUGAUAGAGUUUAUGUUUUUGAUUCAUGUUUUUGCACUGAGGUGUUGGCGGAUGGGUUGUAUCAGAUCUUCUUGCAUGAAGUCAUCAACGAUUUACACGAAGAGUUCCCGGAAUCGUCGUUUCUAGCUUUCAAUUUCCGAGAAGGGGAGAAAAAGAGUGUCUUUGCUGAAACUCUCUGUGAAUAUGAUGUUACGGUUCUUGAGUAUCCGAGGCAGUAUGAAGGCUGCCCUUUGCUCCCUUUGUCAUUGAUUCAGCAUUUUCUCCGUGUUUGUGAGAGUUGGCUUGCUCGUAGGAACCGUCAGGAUGUGAUUCUUCUUCACUGUGAAAGAGGAGGCUGGCCACUUUUGGCUUUUAUUCUUGCUAGUUUUCUGAUUUUCAGGAAAGUUCACAGUGGUGAGCGCAGAACUCUUGAGAUUGUGCAUCGAGAAGCUCCCAAGGGUCUCUUGCAGCUGCUCUCGCCGUUAAAUCCAUUCCCGUCUCAACUGCGUUAUCUUCAGUAUGUAGCAAGGAGAAACAUAAAUCCUGAGUGGCCACCUCCUGAAAGAGCUCUUUCCUUGGAUUGCAUUAUUAUUCGAGCUAUUCCAAACUUUGACUCUCAACAUGGCUGCAGACCAAUUAUACGUAUUUUUGGAAGAAACUAUAGUAGCACAGCUGGUCUUUCCACGGAGAUGGUGUAUUCUAUGUCCGAUAAGAAAAAACCCCUUCGCCAUUACCGACAGGCAGAAUGUGACGUUAUCAAGAUUGACAUCCAGUGCUGGGUUCAAGGAGAUGUUGUACUGGAGUGUGUGCAUAUGGAUUUAGAUCCAGAACGAGAGGUUAUGAUGUUUCGUGUGAUGUUCAAUACUGCAUUUAUCAGGUCCAACAUACUAAUGUUGAACUCUGACAACUUGGAUAUUCUUUGGGAGGCCAAGGAUCAUUACCCAAAAGGAUUUCGAGCAGAGGUCUUGUUUGGAGAAGUUGAGAAUGCCGCGCCUCAGAAAGUUCCAACCCCGAUAGUAAAUGGUGAUGAGACUGGUGGAUUGCCCAUUGAAGCCUUUUCUAGAGUUCAAGAACUUUUUAGCGGUGUGGAUUUGGCUGAGAAUGGAGAUGAUGCUGCGUUGUGGUUGCUGAAACAACUUGCUGCCAUAAAUGAUGCGAAAGAGUUUACAAGAUUUCGGCAAAAAGGGAGUUUUUAUUUUAAUUCUCCUGAUUCCGAGGAGGAGACAAACACAUCUAGUGCCGCUGAUAGUUCAGAUGAAGGUUUUGAUGCCAUUCAGAGACCUCACAUUCGUAUACCUUUUGAUAAUGAUGAGACAUACGACAUUCCUUUAUCUGUUGCUCCUGAAUCUUCAGAGGAAUCUCAUGAGUUCUCUCGUCACCAGCAGCAAGAAGUUCCAGUGAAAGACAGUGUCUACCCUUUAACUGUUCCCUCAGAUCCACCGUCUUCCGUUGCUCAUGUCACACUUCUACCUCCNUGUAUUCUAUGUCCGAUAAGAAAAAACCCCUUCGCCAUUACCGACAGGUCGGCAGAAUGUGACGUUAUCAAGAUUGACAUCCAAUGCUGGGUUCAAGGAGAUGUUGUUCUGGAGUGUGUGCAUAUGGAUCUAGAUCCAGAACGAGAGGUUAUGAUGUUUCGUGUGAUGUUCAAUACUGCAUUUAUCAGGUCCAACAUACUAAUGUUGAACUCUGACAACUUGGAUAUUCUUUGGGAGGCCAAGGAUCAUUACCCAAAAGGGUUUCGAGCAGAGGUCUUGUUUGGAGAAGUUGAGAAUGCCGCGCCUCAGAAAGUUCCAACCCCAAUAGUAAAUGGUGAUGAGACUGGUGGAUUGCCCAUUGAAGCCUUUUCUAGAGUUCAAGAACUUUUUAGCGGUGUGGAUUUGGCUGAGAAUGGAGAUGAUGCUGCGUUGUGGUUGCUGAAACAACUUGCUGCCAUAAAUGAUGCGAAAGACUCAACCACCACCUCCUCCUCCUCCCCCGCCNCUUCUAAAAUCAUCCCUCCACCCUCAGCUCAACCACCACCACCUCCUCCUCCCCCGCCACCUCCUUUUAGAAGCAUUCCUCAACCCUCAGCUCAACCACCACCGCCGCCACCGCGGCCACCUUCGUUUGGGAGCACAGGAAAUAAAUUUCAGGCGCAACCACCUCCACCUCCACCUCCUCCUCCAAUUCAAGCAACUCCUGCUGUUAAAUAUGCACCGCCACCACCACCACCACCUCCUCCCCCUAAGGCUAAUAUUUCAAAUGCCCCUAAGCCACCUCCUCCUCCGCCACUUCCUCCUUCAUCUAAAAAUUUGGGUGCUCCCCCUCCCCCUCCACCACCACCACUAUCCAAGACCCCCGCUCCGCCUCCACCUCCACCACCACCACUAUCCAAGACCUCUGCUCCGCCUCCACCUCCACCACCACCACUAUCCAAGACCCCUGCUCCGCCUCCACCACCUGUAUCCAAGACCCCCGCUCCUCCUCCUCCACCAGGGCUGGGUCGUGGUACAGGUAGUGGCCCACCACCACUGGGAGCAAAAGGUUCAACUGCACCACCACCACCUCCUUCUGCAGGAAGGGGCAGAGCUUCCUCAGGACUUGGAAGAGGCCGAGGCGGGAGUGUUCCUAAUGCUGUACCUAAGAAAACCGUGCUAAAACCUUUGCAUUGGUCUAAGGUUACUCGGCCAGCAAAAGGUAGUUUGUGGGCUGAUACUCAGAAACAAGAAAAUCAACAACGGGCCCCUGAAAUAGAUAUAUCAGAGCUCGAGAGUCUGUUUUCUGCAGUUUCAGAUACCACUGCUAAGAAAAACACAGGUCGCCGGGGUUCUAGUAUCAGCAAACCCGAGAAAGUUCAACUGGUUGACCUGCGAAGAGCAAAUAACUGUGAAAUAAUGCUUACGAAAAUAAAGAUUCCUCUACCAGAUAUGCUUAGUGCAGUUCUAGCCUUAGAUUCAUCAGCUCUGGACAUCGACCAAGUUGAAAAUCUCAUCAAAUUUUGCCCGACCAAGGAGGAAAUGGAAAUGUUAAGGAAUUAUACUGGUGACAAGGAAAUGCUCGGAAAGUGUGAACAGUUUUUCAUGGAACUAAUGAAGGUUCCACGUAUUGAAGCUAAGUUACGAGUGUUUGGCUUUAAGAUUACCUUUGCUUCUCAGGUUGACGAGUUAAAAAGCUGCCUAAAUAUAAUAAACGCUGCUACUAAAGAGGUGAAGGAGUCUGCAAAGUUGCGUCAAAUUAUGCAAACAAUUUUAACACUGGGAAAUGCUCUAAAUCAGGGAACUGCGAGAGGAUCUGCUGUGGGGUUCAAACUGGACAGUCUUCUUAAAUUAUCUGAUACACGUGCCAGAAAUAACAAAAUGACUUUGAUGCAUUACUUAUGCAAGCUUGUUGGUGAGAAAAUGCCAGAACUGCUGGAUUUUGCUAAUGACCUUGUUCACUUAGAAGCUGCAUCGAAGAUUGAAUUGAAAACGUUGGCUGAAGAAAUGCAAGCGGCGACUAAAGGCCUUGAAAAGGUUGAGCAAGAACUCAUGGCUUCAGAAAAUGAUGGUGCCAUUUCUUUGGGCUUCCGGAAGGUGAGCUACACAGUGAAAAUGUGUUCUGAGUUUGCUCAUAUGGGUAUCAGGAAUGUGCAUCUUGGUUAACUCAUUGCCAAAUGAUAAGAACCACAAAAUGUUUGUAG
Camelina sativa (false flax) is the source of this 3742-nucleotide messenger RNA. NCBI's taxonomy places the organism in Eukaryota, Viridiplantae, Streptophyta, Magnoliopsida, Brassicales, Brassicaceae. The record is from RefSeq and is a predicted model, not a curated record.